Messenger RNA from Nothobranchius furzeri (turquoise killifish), 2971 nucleotides. RefSeq names its product Ras-related GTP binding Ca (gene rragca). Gene Ontology annotation, cellular component: nucleus; Gtr1-Gtr2 GTPase complex; lysosome. Gene Ontology annotation, molecular function: GTPase activity; GTP binding. Lineage: Eukaryota; Metazoa; Chordata; Actinopteri; Cyprinodontiformes; Nothobranchiidae. The record is from RefSeq and is a predicted model, not a curated record. Gene Ontology annotation, biological process: cellular response to starvation; negative regulation of autophagy.
CUUUUUUUUUCAAGAGAGGAAAUCCUAAGGAGAUGUGUGGGAUCACGCUCUGUGUUUCCAAGAAGCUUGGACGUUAUUAACUAUUUUCGUUGCUUUUACGUUAUUCGUGGCGUGUGUUGGCAGUUUUACGCCAUAACGGGUGUGGUGAGCCACCGCUAAAGGAGGGGGAAACGGGGGGGAAGCGACCGUCGUUGGGUCAAAAUGUCGAUUCAGUACGAGGAGCAGCUGUCUGACAGCUACGGGGUUACGGACUCGUUCCCCAAAGAUUUCGGGUAUGGCGGAGAGGAGGAGGCCGACAUCGAAGAGAGCCCGACCGCAUCCGAUAGCAAACCGAGAAUCCUGCUCAUGGGUUUGAGGCGAAGUGGGAAGUCGUCAAUACAAAAGGUAGUUUUCCACAAAAUGUCCCCCAACGAGACUUUGUUUCUGGAGAGCACCAAUAAAAUCUACAAGGACGACAUCUCCAGCAGCUCCUUCGUCAACUUCCAGAUCUGGGAUUUCCCUGGACAGGUUGACUUUUUCGACCCCACCUUCGACUACGCGAUGAUCUUCAGAGGAACUGGGGCUCUGAUAUUUGUCAUCGAUGCUCAGGAUGAUUACGUGGAGGCUCUGGACAGGCUCCAUCACACCGUCUCACAAGCCUACAGGGUCAAUCCGGACAUCAACUUCGAGGUGUUCAUCCACAAAGUGGAUGGCUUGUCGGACGACCAUAAAAUCGAAACGCAGAGGGACAUCCACCAGAGAGCCAACGACAACCUGGCAGACGCAAGUCUAGAGAAGCUGCAUCUCAGCUUCUAUUUGACGAGUAUAUAUGACCACUCCAUCUUUGAGGCCUUCAGCAAAGUGGUUCAGAAGCUCAUCCCACAGCUGCCCACCUUGGAGAACCUCUUAAAUAUCUUUAUUUCUAAUUCAGGCAUCGAGAAGGCUUUCCUGUUCGACGUGGUCAGUAAGAUCUACAUCGCCACAGACAGCUCUCCUGUGGACAUGCAGUCCUACGAGCUGUGCUGCGAUAUGAUUGAUGUGGUUAUUGACGUCUCUUGCAUCUAUGGCCUGAGAGAGGACGGCAGCGGCAGCGCCUACGAUAAAGAGUCCAUGGCCAUCAUUAAGCUCAACAACACCACUGUGCUUUACCUCAAAGAGGUCACCAAGUUCCUUGCCCUGGUCUGCAUCUUGAGAGAGGAGAGCUUUGAGCGCAAAGGACUAAUAGACUACAACUUCCACUGUUUCCGGAAGGCCAUCCAUGAAGUGUUCGAGGUGGGCGUGUCUGCUCAGCGGUCUUUAGGCCCUCAGGCGUUGGGCUCGCCCUGCAGCAAGGCUGUGGCUUUGAACGGCACGCCACGCAACACUCUGUAGACAUUUAUGGGGAAAAAAGAAAAAGAAAAUCAUAAAAAAGACUCAAUGGAGGAAGGACAGAUGAAAGGAGCCCGUAGAGGAGAGACUACAGAACCGAGGCUCACUCGUACACCAGACACAAUCCUUUCCUCCCAGCACCUAGAGCACAGAGGGAGAGGGGAGGGGGGCAUCUGUUUUAGGUGAAUGUAACUCUCGCUAAGUGGAGCUCGGAGUCCAAACCGCUCCCGGACAGGAGAAGCUUCUACAUCUUUCUAUGGAUCUCGUAAAGCCACCAGAAGUCUGUGAUAAUUAGCUGCUGUUUAUUAUUUGAACAAUACGAGGAAACGAAGCCCCGCCCCCACCGGACCCCAACACAUUCUGACCUCUGCUGGACUAACUGUGAUGUCAUGAUCUUGUCUAGCGACAAACCCGACCGCCUCUGUGCUGAGAACAACGGUGGAUGUGGAACGCUGGUCCUAGCCCACAUGUUCAGAGAUGGCCUUACGUAGGAAAAGCUUCCCGGCACCGCAGGCCCACCGCUCACCUCACCAUGACCCAAUGCUGCACACAACUCACUUUUUGGCUUCACUUCUCAAGGGUUGGUGAACAGACUGAAAAGGGAUUGUGCUGUUCGUCUAACGUUGGUGUGUGUGUGUCAGUAUAGAGGUUUUUCAUGUGAUCUCACUGCUCUUGUCUGCACCCAAGGACCUUUUACAGAGAUAAUCUUUGUCCUUGGUCUCUAACAGCAGCUCAGCAUCAGUAAAUGUUUUUCUUUUCAAUCUCUGAAAGUAUUUUAUCUGUGUUCUCCACCAGAAAUCAAACAUUUUAUUGGCUUUAUGAUGAUUAUAAAAUACUUUGGAUGUUUGAGUAAAGCACUGCCAAAUGAUUAAAUCAAUCAUGUCAAUUGGAUUGGAAGAAAAAUUGUUGAGUUGCAGGAGAAAUACGAUUUUGGGAUCAUCAUAUUUGUAGAUUUUCUUUUUGUAUUUUUGAUGUCUGAUUUGUUUUUUGUUUUUUUGCCCAAAAAUUAUAGAUUUUUUUUUCUGUGUUGAGUUUUGAUCACAAGAACCAGAAAGAACCCAUUCCAGGCAUGUGUUUACAUUAGUGUGUGCGUGCGUGUGUGUGUGUGUGUGUUUGUUUCAGCUGUAACACUGCUCAUUGUAGUCAAAGAUGAAAUUGAACAAAGAAAAAUAAAAAGAUGCAUCGAGGAAAAAACGGACCAGAUUGAUGUUAUAGAAACACAAUGUUUGUUUUGUUUGUUUAGACCUGGGUUGAGAUCACAUGACACCCAAAGCCUGUGCUACAAAAUAAUUAUCUUUUUCUGAGGUUCAGCUUUGUUUUCUGUGUCAGGUUCUGCAUUCAAAGGAAAAGAACGUCUGACUCCUCAGGCUUUGGACAUCAAACCACUUCUAUCUAAAAGUUGCUAUCCGGAGUUUUCCCCUUUGAGUAAUUCUGUAUGAUUUUUCAGAAAUCCAUAAAAGUUAUUGUCUUAUGUACUGUGAUAUGUUGGCAAUUUGUCUUUUUCUUUUUGCUAAGCCCGCCCUGUCCCAUAGCGCUCCAUACAAUGUGAACUGUCCACCAUACACUGUCGAAGAAGACGCAAAUACUUAUUUUUUUUUCUAAAUAAAGGAUUUAAGUACCUCUA